This is a messenger RNA of Fibroporia radiculosa, 1320 nucleotides long. RefSeq lists its product as uncharacterized. The record is from RefSeq and is a predicted model, not a curated record. The transcript has 10 exons. NCBI's taxonomy places the organism in Eukaryota, Fungi, Basidiomycota, Agaricomycetes, Polyporales, Fibroporiaceae. Bases 1 to 1320 code for a protein of 439 amino acids.
AUGCAGCUUUUCAAUGCUAGCGGUCUAAUAGUGCCCACAACUGGGGGUAUGCCCACAUUUUUGGGAAACGUAUCUGACUCGGCAUUACUUGACUACAUCAGCAUGUAUGCUUGGCCAUUUGUUUAUGAGCUUCUGCCAUAUAUCGCCAGUGCGCAUAGCCAGAUGACACCAGGACUGUUAAACAACACGCUUUAUGAUGUUUUGUCGAAGAACGAUGCGAUCGGAGAAGUUCAAACAAAUGCAAUGUCGGCUAAUGUGACAUGUGGAUUUCUACCCAAUGCAACUAUUCGGGCCGUUGAAAAUUCACUUGUGAACGCAACAACAACACUCGGCGUCAUAGCGAAUUUAUGGACUGUGGAAGCCGUUCUUACAUGGCUUGACCUAGCGCCUCUAGUGAUUAAUACCAUCAUGCAACUGCCGUCGAACUGGGAAUUGAGGGGAAGCGCCGCUUCAAUGAAUUGUCCGCAAGGGCGUGACAUUCUAUUUGUUGUCUCGACCAACGUCUCAGACAGUAAUGGAGCUUUCAAAAGCUCAGUCAAAUUUCCUUCGGAAUAUCCUCCCUCGCAGAUCAACAUGUGGAUUUGGUAUAGCGCGCACUUGUCCAGCGAUGAUUUGGUUUUGACUAACACCCACGUUUCGUUAUCCAAGUGGGCAGCUAUGUUCGAUACUGCGCCGGAAUGGCAGGGUAUCGGCAUAUUCUAUGUACAGGAAAUAUUUACGAAUAUCUUCGCCAGUGAGCUCAAGUCACCUGAUGUUGUUGAGCAGUAUCUCAUCCAGACAUUCAAUAUGACUCCUGGGGAGCCUUUGCAGACCACACUAACUCUAGACCAGAUUGAGAAUGGGUUGGCAAACCUGACAGCCUCAUUAUACUGGGCAGAGUCCAGUCUUUUGCCGAACAUGCGAAGCUUCCAACUGUAUCUCUAUGAGAAUGGGCCUCCGAACAAGACUCUCUUCAGCGUGGAGCGCGGGAGCGUGAUCGCUGCUCAAUUGGCAGCUCGUUUGAAUUUGAACAUCUUACCAAUAUCAAUAGGACUUGCAGCAUCUUUAGUGCUGUUAGCCCUAUCAAUCUCAUUGACCCGUGGAAAAAAUAACAAAGAUAUUGCUAUACAAUCAUUCGGUAUCCUUGACCUUGCUUGGCUCAUUUCAGAAAAGUACGAACUGCGAGAGAUCGUCGGACGUGUGGAGGACCCAACAAUAGAGAACCUGCGAGCUGCAGGCAUGACGCCCAUUACCAUUGUCAGAAGGAAGACGUACGAAGCAAGUGUAUACAUGGGCUUAGACUCGGAUCGAAACGAUUCAUCCACCAUUAUUAUUGUUUGA